Messenger RNA from Triplophysa dalaica, 1328 nucleotides. RefSeq names its product glucosaminyl (N-acetyl) transferase 3, mucin type (gene gcnt3). Gene Ontology annotation, molecular function: acetylglucosaminyltransferase activity. Gene Ontology annotation, cellular component: membrane. The coding region runs from base 27 to 1328 and encodes 433 amino acids. The record is from RefSeq and is a predicted model, not a curated record. The transcript has a single exon. NCBI's taxonomy places the organism in Eukaryota, Metazoa, Chordata, Actinopteri, Cypriniformes, Nemacheilidae.
UUGUCUUUCUGACACCACGGCUGAAAAUGGGAUUUACCAGGCAAAGGUAUCUGAAAAUAAUCUCCAUCUUUUCGGUCACUGUAACAGUGCCCUUCCUCUUACUGAAUUCUCAGAAGGACAAAUGCUCUGAAAAGGCAAAACAGGACCUGAGUCACUUACUAAAGCAGAAUGUUGGAGAACUUCAGGCUUGCUCUGCUAUCAUUAAAGGAGACAUGGACGGGGUGGACAGUGGAUACUUAGGAAAGCUCCUGGAGUCCAAAAAAAGAACGUCCUUGUUGUCCGAGUCCUUCUAUAUUAAUUCAACCAAAGACUGUCAGGAGUUCGUCCGAGACAGUGGAUUUAUGACUGUAACUCUCAGUGAAGAGGAGAAAGAUUUUCCCAUUGCUUACUCCAUGGUGAUCCAUGAGAAGAUCGAGAUGUUCGAAAGGUUGCUCAGAGCUGUUUACGCUCCGCAGAAUGUGUACUGUGUUCACGUAGACCAAAAGUCUUCGGAGGUCUUCAAAGAAGCCGUCAAGGCCAUCGUGUCUUGUUUGCCCAAUGUUUUUGUGGCCAGUAAACUAGAAAGCGUGGUCUACGCCUCCUGGUCUCGAGUUCAAGCGGAUGUCAACUGCAUGCAGGAUCUACUUAAAUCCCCCGUUCAGUGGAGAUAUCUGCUCAACACCUGCGGCACUGAUUUUCCUAUUAAAACGAAUGCGGAAAUGGUGCGGUCCAUGAAACAUCUCAACGGGAAGAACAGUAUGGAGUCCGAGGUCACAAGUGAACACAAAAAAGCCCGUUGGAUGUAUCAUCACAACGUCACCAAUGUGGUGAGGCGGACAGACGUUAAAAAGACGGCCCCGCCAAUAAAGUCACCCAUGUUCUCUGGAAGCGCUUACUUUGUGGUUUCAAGAGAAUUUGUAGAACAUAUUUGCAAAAGCAAAGAGAUUCAAGAAUUCAUGGAGUGGGAGAAAGAUUCGUACAGCCCGGAUGAGCACAUGUGGGCUACGUUACAAAGAAUGCCUUCAGUGCCUGGAUCCAACCCUCCAAACAGUAAAUACGAGCAGUCGGACAUGAACGCACUCGCUCGUCUGGUGAAGUGGAGUUACCUUGAAGGCGAUCUGAAAAAUGGGGCUCCUUACCCACCAUGCACUGGGAUACACAGACGGGCAGUGUGCGUCUAUGGAGCUGGCGACUUGAGAUGGAUUGUCAGGCAAAAGCAACUUUUAGCAAACAAGUUUGACCCUGAAGUAGACGACGUUGCAAUCAAAUGCAUGGAGGCUUUUUUGAGAUACAAAGCUGUUUAUGGACAAUCAUUAUUAACAGUGCAAAAAUCAGACAUUUUUUUAUGA